CAACAUUGCGUCACUUCCGGGCCGGACACAGGUGAUUAGUUAACGUUUGCAAACUGAAACUGUAGAAAGCUGCUACGUCUUUUUAGACGUAAUGGCUUUAACCAUUUACAGGCAGUCACAUUAAGAGAAGAAACUAAAGAGGGAGAAGCCAUGGCCUGUGCCCAAGUGCCACUGGAUGAGCAGCAGGUGACUGAGCUGGGCCCGCUGGGAAAAGAGCACACACUGCCUGCAUUGCACCCGGCAAGGAAGGAGGAGCGUUUCUUUGUGCCUUACAAAUCCCCGCCGGAAGACGGCUCUCCCGCUGAGGUGGAGGAAUUUUUGGAACAUGCCAAAUUCAUCACAGAAGACCUGGAGUGGCUGCUCGCACUGCCCCAUGACAAGUUCUGGUGUCAGGUGGUGUUUGAUGAGACUCUGCAAAGGUGCCUGGAUUCAUACCUGCAUCACGCUCCUCGCGGCCUCGACCUCGCCACCAUGCCCUCCUCCACGGCGGUGGCAGACAUGCAGCGCUGCGUCCACAGAGCGGUGUUCCUGACCUUCCUUAGGAUGGCCACGCAUAAAGAGUCCAAGGAGAGCUUCCUCACUCCGUCAGUGUUUGGAGAGAUUAUCUAUGAGAACUUCCUUUUUGACAUUCCCAAAUUUCUGGAUCUGUGUGUGCUCUUUGGAAAGGGCAACAGCCAGCUGCUGCACAAGAUGAUAGAGAACAUCUUUACCAACCAGCCGUCUUACUACAUCGACCUGGAUGAGACGGUGCCCACUGUGUUACAGGUCUUCGACACCAUCCUAGAUAAGUGUGGUCUCCACUGUGAGGGGGCCACAGCCAUGGAGCCAAUGAAGCUGAAUGCACACAAACCCACUGCCAUGACCAUGAGCCAGCAGGAUCUCGUAGAUCUUAUUCUGUACCUGUGUGACUCCACCACCACCAUCCAUGCCUUCCUGGACAUCUUCCCGGCCGCCUGCUCCAGCUUCCACUCCCACGGCUUCCUCAGCAGACUGAUCUCGUUUUAUGAGAGCGCUAUGCCUGACCUGGAGAAGGCGGUGAGGAAGAGAAACUUUGAUGCUACAGGUCUUCAGGAGGACUUGUGGAAAAGGUUGUCUCACUCCUGUCGUAAGAUAGUGGAGAUGGCUCAGCUACUGCUGCAUCACACCUGCCUGCAGCCCAUCUUGGAGGGAGGCGAAAACAUGCAAUCAUGUGCAGAGGAGCUGCUACAACACUUCACAUCUUUUUUACCUGAGAAAAGGUUCUUGUCAGACUUUGAUGAGCAGUUCCCCAUCGCAGACUACAUCAGCCUCCUCCAACAAGCCCUCCCUGUCAUUGAUGAGACCCGGACGUCCUACCUGCUCCAGGGGGUGGAGAGCGCCUGGGACUCUGUGGGUCGACGGAUGCCACACGGCAACAUUCAGUAUCAGGGGGCAGCGGGCGGUGCUGCUGCCUCCUCUGCAGCCGGAUCCGCUUUCCUGGAGUCCCGAGACCCAGGGAGUGGGGGGGCCGAGGCCAUGGUGGACGCUCCCCGAAAAGGAAACAAUGGUGCGGUGUGUGCGGUGAGCGAGGCAGAGCUGGAGUCUCUGCUGACGUGCAUCAGGGACCUGCUGCCGGAUCUGGGCGAAGGCUUCCUUCUGGCCUGCCUGAAGGAGUACCAUUACAACACUGAGCUGGUCAUUAACAACAUCCUGGAGGACCGCCUGGCCCCCAGCCUGGACACACUGGACCGAGCCAUGCCAAGGCCAGUGGUGGAGCCGAUCCCAGAUGUGCUGAACGUCAGAUCCAACGUGUUCGACGAUGACGAGUUUGACGUUUUCCGCAGAGACCAGGUGGACAUGUCCCGCAUCUGGAAAGGCAGGAGGAAAGGAGAGAGUGCCAAAGAAUUGCUGAACGACAAGCAGCACAUAGCGGAGCAGAAGGCUCGCUACCUGUCCUACGAGACUGUGGUGGACGAGGUCGUCAUCGAGCCCGGAGAGAGCUCCGAAGCGUACGGCCUGGACGACUACGACGACGAGUACGACGACACCUACGACAUGGGCCAAGUGGGAGCCAACGACCUGGACGGAGACAGUUUACUGAGCAGAAGGCCUUUCACGGUCCCACAAAUCCUGAGAAAAGGAAACAAACCAGAAUUUGAGGAGGAGGCUGAAGAGGAGGAGGAGGAAGAAUCACUACAGAACAACGUAAACAGGGACCAGUUCGUGCAGGACCCGGCUCUGCUGAGGGAGCGGGCUGAGGCCAGAAGAGCUGCCAUGCAUCAGAGGAGAGGGUUCCGGCCGGAGCCGCGUCCCAACAAUGUGGUGGGCCAACCCAAAGGCAGAGGACAAAACCAGGAGACCGUUGUGGACCGACGCAAGAAGGAGGCUAACAAGGGCCGCGGGGCCAACCACAACCGCCGAAACAUGGCCGACCGCAAGAGGAACAAAGGCAUGAUCCCCUCGUGAGCUGCAAGACGGCCGGCUGGGUGAAAGACCAACAGAGGAAAACGGGUGGCGGGAAGGUGGCCGAGGUGUGAGUCAGUGACGGGAAGGAGAGACUGGGGGCGGGGGGUGUUGUUCUGUGUUAAAUUUGGAGCCCUUUGUUGUCCACUAGAUCACACCUCAGGCCCAAAGACGCUGUCUUUGCUCAAAGGAAAAGCCGCCAAAGGUUUUGAGUUGUGACUGGAAAGUUGUAUUAGUUUACGGACUUUCUUUGGCGUUGUGACAAGCAGCUCGACAGGUUUGAUGCUCUGCUUUUAGUGUUGGAGUCCAGAGGACAUUCAGCUCUUCUGCCCAACUGAUUUUCAUUGUAUAGCUCACUAAAGCCAAAGUCCUGAGUGUGAGCCAGAGACUGAGGACAAAGAAUAAGACGUUUAUUUUUGCCAAGUAACAAAUCAUUUAUUAUUAAGAUCCAGAGUGAGCGAUUGAAGGUCCUCAUCCUCAUAGAAUAAAGAGAACAUAGGAAUAAAAGGAGGAGCAUCCAGGGUUAGGGAGGGUCUCUCUUCUGUAGCUGGAGGAACAAUCACUGACCUGUGGAAGUCUGGACAUCAGUGCUGCUCUGAAUACUCAUCCUGGGUCAGCAGCAUGUCAAAGCUGGCUGCGUGUAAUGUUCAGGUGCAUGCACGGGAUAAACAUCUGCACAAAACUGUUGUCCAGCCUCAAAAUAAUAUAGCGUAAAAACAUCAUCAUGAUGUUGUGGAAGUAGGUGCCGUACAGAGGUGCCACGAGACAGAGACUAUUUUCUAUAAAGAGAACAGAUCUAUCAGAGCAUUUUGAAACAAAAAUCUCAUGUAAAUGCUUUUUGAAGUUGACAUUGCAAAAAAACUAAAACAAACGUAAAAUAAAUACAAUAAAACCCUGUUUCGACAUC
Eleginops maclovinus (Patagonian blennie) is the source of this 3328-nucleotide messenger RNA. RefSeq names its product activating signal cointegrator 1 complex subunit 2 (gene ascc2). The coding region runs from base 151 to 2424 and encodes 757 amino acids. The transcript has 19 exons. Gene Ontology annotation, molecular function: ubiquitin binding. Lineage: Eukaryota; Metazoa; Chordata; Actinopteri; Perciformes; Eleginopidae. Gene Ontology annotation, biological process: regulation of DNA-templated transcription. The record is from RefSeq and is a predicted model, not a curated record.